UUAGGGCAAAUUUCCUUCCCACUCAGCCCCCCACGGUCGGACGGCCGCGGCUCUUUCUCUGAACACGCCCGCCUGAGCCGUUGAGGAGGAGAGGAUAGAGCCGAGUCGAGGGGGAGACUAGAGCGUAGUGCAGGGCAGGAGGAAGGGCAGAUGCUAGAGCGUCCCUACGCACACGUCGGGAGAGGGUAGUAGACCAGCGGAUGUGACGCAAAACGGCCGGUUCGGCAAACCGCUUAACGGUUCGGGUUGUUCGUUUGUUUUUGCAGGAGGAGGGGCUGUGACGUUAAACCUCCAGGGUGCCUAGAGCGACGCAGGAAACGUGGCUCCGGCCAACGAGGGACGGGCCAGAGCGGCCGCGGAAAGGACCGGUGUUGGAAAAUCCUGCCUCUUGUUACAGUUUACAGAUAAGCGGUUCACAGCUGUCCAUGACUUGACCAUAGGUGUAGAGUUUGGUGCACGGAUGGUCACCAUUGACAACAAAAAGAUCAAGCUGCAAAUUUGGGACACGGCUGGCCAGGAAUCCUUCCGCUCCAUCACUCGCUCAUACUACAGAGGGGCUGCCGGAGCUCUGUUGGUGUAUGACAUCACCAGACGGGAAAGCUUCAACCAUUUGUACACCUGGCUAGAAGAUGCUCGGCAGCAUUCCAGCUCCCACAUGGUGGUCAUGCUCAUCGGCAAUAAGAGUGACUUGGAGAAUCGGCGAGCUGUACGGAAGGAAGAAGGUGAGGCUUUUGCCCGGGAACACGGCAUGGUUUUCAUGGAGACCUCUGCAAAGACAGCAUCCAAUGUAGAAGAGGCCUUUCUCCACACAGCUAAAGCCAUCUAUAAAAAGAUCCAGCAAGGCUAUUUUGAUGUUAACAACGAGGGAAACGGCAUCAGGAUCGGCCCCCAGGAACCCACAGGAAGAUCAUCCGCCGGCCACGGUCGUCAGGCCUCUGGAGACCGGUCAGGUUGCUGCUGAAUUUCCCCUGAAGUCCAUCCAGGCUCUUCCGUGUCAUGCUCUCUUUCUCUCUUUCGGUUUCAGGCACCACACUGGGGGCAGGAAUCCUUCAAGCUCACCUUCCCUUGACCUUGUUACAGCCUAUCUCUGCCCUAGAGUUGAUUUUGGCUGGUGGCUGUUGGGGUGCUAGUAGUAACUCUUCCAAAAGCCUCUCAUUUGAGGACCUCUCUUCACUCCCUCGUAGGCGAAUGCUGCUUCCAGGUUCCCUCCUCCACCAAUCUGUGCCUUUCCUCCAGCAGUUUCCUCUUCUAAUGUUGGAGCUAUCCAUUGCCCACACUUUGGGUUCACAGACGCCUUGGCAGAGGAGCUGGGGAGAGUGUAAUCCAGGCUAAUUUAACCAAUCUUAGAUUUUAAGAUCUACUGCACUGUUGUUUCAGCUUUGUAUUAAAUAUUUCCAUGUUUGACAUUA
Molecule: messenger RNA, 1409 nt
Organism: Podarcis muralis (Common wall lizard)
Lineage: Eukaryota; Metazoa; Chordata; Lepidosauria; Squamata; Lacertidae
Gene: RAB2B
Product: RAB2B, member RAS oncogene family
Molecular function (GO): GTP binding; GTPase activity
Source: RefSeq, a predicted model, not a curated record